Calliphora vicina (urban bluebottle blowfly) is the source of this 6756-nucleotide messenger RNA. RefSeq names its product SAM-motif ubiquitously expressed punctatedly localized protein (gene Samuel). The transcript is spliced from 7 exons. Lineage: Eukaryota; Metazoa; Arthropoda; Insecta; Diptera; Calliphoridae. Gene Ontology annotation, biological process: negative regulation of DNA-templated transcription. The record is from RefSeq and is a predicted model, not a curated record. Gene Ontology annotation, cellular component: nucleus. Gene Ontology annotation, molecular function: histone binding; chromatin binding. The coding region runs from base 1069 to 4116 and encodes 1015 amino acids.
GGGACUGAGAGCGUGUAUAUCGCGGUGGAGUGUACAGACACAGCAAAAACGAAAGAAAAAUAAAAAAACAGAAAAACAAACAACAAAAAGAAAAUAAUAAAAAAAUAAAUAACUUAAAUCCAAAAAACACACACACAAAAAUGAUCUUUAUGUAUUUCAUUCAAUUAUUCUCAACCGAUAGAUCAAUUUAACUUAUCAAAUGCGAUCAAAUUGUGUUUUUUUUUAUUAAAAAUCAUGUUCGCUUUUUAAUUCGAACAUCGAAAUUCGGAAAAUUGUGAAAAUUGUAUGUGAUUUAUAGUGAUUUUCAAAAAAUUAAUGCACAUUCAAGUAAAAUUUUAGACGUACAUAUGUCGUACAUACACACAUAUGUAUGUGAAAACCUACAUGCAUACAUCCAAGCAUAUCUUAUCAAUUCAUAGUGAAAUGAGGAAAAUACACAAAUAAUAUAAAAAACAAGCACGUGACUGUAACAACUUGAAGAUUACGCAAAACAGACAACGAAAACCUCAAACUUCCAUGUAUAAAAAGAAACAAAUAAGAGUUAUUGAGAAUUUUUCGAGGUACAGCUUCAGUGUAAAAAAACGCUAAAUUAGUCACACUGAAAACCAAAAUUAAGAUAAAUGUCAAAAUAACGCUUUACAAACAAUCAAAAAGACAAUUCUGUCAAAACUUAAUAAAUAAAUGUUUGAAGAAAACCUGAUUUCAAACCAGCAAAACGGAAAUUAAUUCAAAUAAAUCCCAACUGAAAUAUAACAAAACAAAAAAAAGGGGAAAAAAGCGAAAUGAAAUAAAUAAAUAAAUUUACAUUUUAAAUGUUACAAGAACAACAAUAAAAUUAAUAAUAACAAAAGCAACAACAACAAAAACAAUAUAAAAUAAAAACAAAUAAGUACAUUGACAUUCAAUUCAUAAAAGCAACAACAAAAAGUUUAAAAUAAAAAUAAAACAAAAAUUUGUUUAAACAAAAACAAACAAAUUAUUAUUGCACAUAAAGAAAAUAAAUCAUAGUUUAUUAGUGAAAAUAAAACAACAAGAAAGAUAUUCAAAUCCAUUCUAUAAUGGGCUAUAAUGAAGGAAAUUGAUACUGAGACUUCAGUUAUAUGGCCAUCAUGGUGCUAUUCCGACAAUAUUCGCCGUAAUGUGUUAAAGGAAUGUGCAGAAAUUGAAAAGGAUUUGUAUGUGAAUAUCGACAAAGAGUCAAAUUAUUCGAUCCUAGGAAAAACUGCAGCAACACACGAAGUCACGUCAGACAGUCAAGGUAUCAACUCAACAGGUGAUUGCAAUAAAAAACGUUGUCGUAGUAAAACAUCGUCUCCGUUAGCGCCUCUAGCACCACUAUCACUGGCAUCGACCACGAUCGUUGGGGAGAAUAAGAUGCUCAGCGAACGCUCUUUAAUAUUGAGUGGUUACAGUAACAACAAUACAAUCGACAGUGUUAAAACGAAUUGUGAGAAGAGCAAUACACCACCCUUGAGCGCAGUUCCGUCGCCGGUACAGGGGACCGGUCUCACAAUUACACCUACAACGACAGCAGCAGCGGCAGCUGCUUAUCUCUAUUUGGAAAAGGUGAAAAAUGAACGAAUGUCACCGCGUGUGACAGCAGCACAACUUGAUUCCUUAAAGGAUGCUAUUAUGGAAUCAUCAGCUGCAGCAGCAGUUGCUGCUGCAAUGGUAAACAACAACAAUAGUAAUUCUAUCAAUAACAACAACAACAAUCACAACAGCAACAAUAGUACCCACAACAACAGUAGCAGUGCAAGUAAUUGCAGCAACAGCAGCAGCAGCAUAAAUCAUAAUUUAGUCAAUUGUCAGGUUCAACAACAAAUUACCAGCAAUACCAGUGAUGAACUACAGACUCAUUCCCUGACACAAUCCUGCAGUCAACCACAACAGCAUCAUCAGCUUCAAAAACAAUCGCUUCAACAUCAUCAUCAGUCAUUACACAUGAACAGCAAUCAUGUGAAAAAAGAAAGACUUAGCCCUGGCACCAACGGUGAUCUCCAAACGACAUUAUCAAGAUCGCGAAGUACAACACCAUCGUCAUUUCGUGGCACGUCGCCGCAACAAUCUGUUCACAGUAGUCCGUCCGAAACAUUAGUACCGAUGCAUAAUCUCUCCACGAAUCUGUUGAAUAGUAUUCAUCAGGCAGCCGCAUCAAGUCGACAUGGAAAUUUAAGUGUUUCUUCGACGGGCUUAACCAGUGCAAAUUCAGGAUUGCCCGCCGAUUUUUCAACGCGCAAUUAUUCGGAUUUUAUGCGAAGUUUGGCGGCCAAGUACAAUAACACAAAUCCAAAUGAUAACUUGAAGCGGAAUACACUGUUUGAAGCAACUUCAAAUAAUACAAUUAGCCAGAAGAAGACAUCAACAGCAGCAGCACAAAAGACAUCUUAUGCAACCUCACCCACCACCCAAAUCAAUAAGGAAGUAUCCAUAACGACAACCUCUUCACUACCUCCCCCUCCACCGCUAACAGCAGCAGCCAUUUCCCCAGGCGAGUCAGCACUUAAGUUGACACAACAGAAUAAACUCGCCGCGGCAGUAGCAAAUGCAGCGGCUGCUUGCAGUAGCAAUGUUUCGCCAUACAUGACUUCGUUUCUAUCCAGUCUUCCAUUUUCACCCGGAAUUUUUCCACCGCUUAUAGACAUGAGCAGCACGCAGGCCUUAAUAACUUUGGCUCGUGCCGCCAAAGAAAAUGAAAUACACAACAUGUUGAGUGCCUCAGCACAACAUCCAAAAAGAUCUGCAGCCAGCACUUCGCCCUCACCUAGUCCAAGUUUAAAUAUGGCCCUUCAGCAGGCAGCACAAUUUAUAUCACCUGCACUUAUCUACUCCGCUCAACUUCAGAAACAACAACUGCAACAGCAACAACACCAGCAGCAGCAGCAGCAACAGCAGGCUUCAAGACAAUCUAGUCCACGUUUACCAAACAUUUCAAAUUCCACCACGUCCAAUUCCACCACGUCUGCCAAAAGCAAUAGGAAUCUUGGUGAAAAAAUUAAUGUUUCGCCAUUAGACUUGAGCUCUCAGCCGCCAGCAGCUAAGCGUUUCAAGGCUGAAUCCACAUCAAGCCAAAGUAGUAAUGACGGGCUUAUACAUACCACCAUAACAAGAAGAGCAUCGUCUUCAACUGCCACAACGUCUCCAUCACCCCCGCCCCUUAAUGAAAAGUCUUUGAACGCUUUUACUGCUUCUCCAGCCGCAACGGCUUCUGCCGUUGUUGGCUCCAGUACAAAGACAGAAGCAACUACAACAGCAUUUACGCCAAUCAAAGUCGCCAGCUCAACAUCUGCCACAUCAUCCAUUGCACCUGCGGUUAAUGUACGUCAAUGUCAAGCCCAAAGUGAAGAGUUGAACUCUUGGACAGUGGAUGAUGUUUGUGCAUUUGUAGGCAGCAUAGAUAUCUGUGCCGAAUACGUAAAGCAUUUUCGUGAUCAAUGCAUUGAUGGAUCUGGUUUGCCGCUGCUAACAGAAGAUCAUUUGGUAAAUUCGUUGGGCAUGAAAUUAGGACCAGCUCUUAAAUUACGUUCUGUGUUGGCGAAGAAAUUGGGCGGUCCUUGUCCGUGCGUGUCGUGUGUUGCACAAGUUCAACAGGUGUUGGCUUUGCAAACUGGUGGUAUGACAGCAGCAGCAGCAACAAUUGCAACAACAACAACAGCAAGCGAUCAUACAACAGGCAGCAUUGCCACAAAUGUUGCUGCAAUUGGUUGUAGCAGCAAUAGUGGUGGUAGUUGUAAUAGUCAUUUACCAAAAAAUCCAUUAUCGACCAACAGUAGCAAGAACUGUAGCAGCUACAACAGUAGCAACAGCAACAGCAGCUCUGUUAACAAGAAUGAAAGUACAACAUCAACAACAAGUUCUACAAAUACUAUUUCCGCAAAUAGCACAACUACUAAUGUAUACAAUAGCGAUGGCAAUACACCCAGAGGCAACAGCAAUUGUAAUGCUAAUGUUGGUCAUUUUUCAUCACCACCGCCACCACAAGCACCCAUACCCCAGCAACAGCAACAACAUCAUCUUCAUCCACAAGAACAGCAUUCACCAUCGCAAAACAUUUGCAGCAGCAACAACAGCAAUCCAACUACCAAUCGUCACGACAAUGCCGACUCCAGCAGUUAGUUGAUUAUUUUGUAUCUGAAAUUAUCGUUGCAAUUCAAAAUACAAAACGCUACGAGUAAAAUCGAAUGGAAUGAAUAUAAUGCAAUCAAUAUCCAUAAUAUUAAAUACACUGUACAAGGACGACAGAAAGACAGUGUGACACAUUGAGGAAAAACUAAAAUUAUGAAAUGGGGAUUUUCCUUAUUCCAUUCUAUUCGGUGAAAAUCGAAUGAAUUAAAAUUGAGAAUAUUCCUACUCAGUGGCAAAAAGCCAAUUGAAUUUUUAGCUAAACUACUUGACUGUUUUAUGAAAUCCAAGAGAAAACAAUCUUUAGUAAAUAUCAAUGAAACGUUAUUUACAUCCCUCCAAUUUCUAACAAUAAAAGAAUCAACUCUAAUACGAACAAGAAUCUGUAGCAAAUAACUUCAUACUAACAUUUACAAUUUACUUAUGUUAUAAACACAAUUUGAAUGCCUAUUUACAUUUGGUAUCAAUUUAAUUUAUCACCAUUUGAUAAAAAAAAACAAUUUUGGACGAAUCAGUAUUUCAUUUUUGUCCAUCCGUUGAUCAAAUUCACUUAGUUGAAUGAGCAGCAAACUGCAACCAAAAAUCAUUAUCAUUAUUAAUUGUUUGGGUCGUCCCACGUAUUAGAUCCGAGCAUUCGAAAAGCUUUGUAGUUUUUCUCUAUCUUUACUUAUCGCUAGUUUAACCCAAGUUAUUAAUGUAGAUGGGAAUGAAGAAAAUUAAUGUUCAAUGACAUUUCACAUUUGCUGAAAUUGUGCAAAAGAUAUUCGACAAUUCGCUUGUAGUAGUUAUUCUUUCUAUUGCCAUUUUCCAGAUUCCAUGGCUGAUAAAUAGUUGGUGAAAUUGUCGCCCUUUAUCAAUCUUGUCACAAUUAGUCCGACAAAAUCCACUUAUUUGCUUUUGACGUGGAAAAUUUUGGAAAUUGAUGAUGUUCGAUAAGUGGAAAUGGCUUCGACAGUGAUAAAAUUUGUUAAUAUUUUUUAUUCCUAUUUAGUUACUUAUUUAGAAACUUACAAAAUAUGUAUAUACAUAAAUUUAUAUGUCACUAAAAGGUAACUUGCUAAUCGUUUUUUUGUUUGCCCCAAUUUGCGUACUUCAAAUAUAUCCAAUAAACCAAAAUUUUUGUUGAUUUUUGAAUUUUGGGAUUUUUGGUAACAAAUCUCAAUUUAUUUUACUAUAGCAUUUCAAACUAAACAUUCUAUACAACUCUAAAAUGUUAUUAAACAAUAUUUAAAAACAAAAAUUUUAUUUUAGAAUAAAAAAUGUUCAUUUGCCUUGUUUUAGCAAAACCGUUUUAUAGAUUUUUUGAAAACACAACUUCCUCCAUUUACUUCUUUAUACUAGUCACAUUAACAGCUUCAAAAUACAUAUAUUUGAAAUAUGUGAACCGUUAACCUGUCUCCACGCGUGACCCCGUCUCCGUUGGUCUAUAAUUCGAUAAUUUCGAAAAAUUUUUUUGGAAUUGUUAUUUUUUUUUUAAAUUUAAAAAAAAAAAUUUUCUUUUUUAAUUUUUUUUUUUUUUUUGAAAAAAAAUUCGGGUUAAAAAAUAUUUUUCCCGAUUUUGACUCAUUGUAGGUCCAACUUACUAUGGUCUUAUAUACGUCGUUUGAAAUAUCUAUCAUUAGAUAUCCAUAUUGUCUAUAUUAAUGACUUAGUAAUCCAGAUAUAUGUAUGUAGGUCAAAAAUCGAGGUUGUCCUGGUUUUUUCCUCAUAUAUCAGCCAUUUGUGGACCGAUUUUGCUGAUUUUAAAUAGGAAACUUCUCGAAAGCAUGUCUGACAGAAUUAUUGAAGAUUUGGAUAUCGAAGAUAUCUGGGGUUUUCAGAAAAUUUAUUUCAACAGACAGACAGACGGGCAUGGCUUAAUCGACUCCGCUAUCUAUAAGGAUCCAGAAUAUAUAUACUUUAUAGGCUCGGAAAGUUAUAUUGUGGAAAUUACGAACGGAAUGACCCUUCUCAUUGAUUUAUUAUUGCAUAUAUCGAUGGCUUAAUACAUAUAAAAAAGGCGUAACUAAAUUUUUUUAAAAAAUAUCAAUGCAAACAAAGUUAUAUUAAAUAACUUCAUUAAAAUAAAAAAAAAAUGAUAAAUAAAAUGUGAUGUCUCUUCUUAUUACAAAUUGCAUUAAAACUUUUUUUGUGUCAAAAAUUUUAUGGAUUUUAUUAAGUUUUUUCCUCCUCCUGUAAAGUAACAAAAAAUCGAGUUACGCCUUUUUUAUAUUAAGCCAUCGAUAUGUAUGUAUAUUGUUACAAAGGCAUAUUCUGCAUAUUAUUUGAUUUUUAUGGAAUGUGUCUAAAAACAAAAUAAUUUAAAUUUGUAUUUAUAGAUUAUACCUGGAAUGUAAUGGUUAUAAUUUAUAAAUAGAUUUGUUUUACAUAAAUUUAUUGUCUAAUGCCUAUUCGACAAAAUUACGAACACAAUCAAUUUGCAUUUUUUAUGAUUUUCAUUCAGCUCUAAAGUUUCAAAUUUAUAAAAUAAUUCAAUAAACUAGAGUAGGAAGGAUUUCUCGUUUUAACUGUAUUUCAUAAAUAUUGUAAAUAUUUAUAAUAAGCACAAUCAAUAAAAAUAAUAUUAAACUAUUUUUGUUCAUAUAACUUUAUAUACAUAAUAACAUACAUAAGUACAUAUGUACAUUAUGCAAA